AUGAUGUCCUACAUAAAGCAGCCUCAUUACGCAGUGAACGGGUUAACUCUGUCUGCCCCGGGAAUGGAUCUGAUACACCCUGCCGUGGGAUAUCCAAGUAAGAUUGAAUACCUCAUGUCUUGUCUUUUAGACACACCAAGAAAACAGCGGCGCGAGAGAACCACUUUCACUCGCGCGCAGCUAGACAUCCUCGAGGCGCUGUUCGCCAAAACGCGCUACCCCGACAUCUUCAUGCGCGAGGAGGUGGCACUGAAAAUCAACCUACCAGAAUCUCGAGUACAGGUGUGGUUCAAAAAUCGCCGCGCCAAAUGUCGCCAACAACAGCAACAGAGCAGUGGUCAGUCCAAACCACGCCCACCCAAGAAGAAGGCCUCUCCAGCCCGAGAAACCAACUCUGAAACCAGCGCCAACACAAAUGGGCCUUACAGCCCAGCACCUCCGCCACCUGGAACCGCCAUCACACCCAGUUCUACCAGCGCUAGUGCUACGGUCUCCAUCUGGAGCCCUGCCUCGAUCUCUCCACUGCCUGACCCACUGUCCGCCUCCACCACCCCGUGCAUGCAGCGCUCGACUGCUUAUCCCAUGACCUACACCCAGGCUCCUGCCUACACCCAAGGCUACGCAAGCUCGUCCUCCUACUUCACUGGCCUGGACUGCAGCUCCUACCUGUCUCCCAUGCACACGCAGCUCUCUGCCACAGGGGGCGCACUGAGUCCAAUCACUGCUUCCUCUAUGGGUGGGCCGCUGAGCCAGUCCCCAGCCUCCCUGUCCUCACAGGGCUACACAGCCGCCUCGCUGGGCUUCGGGGCCGUCGACUGCUUAGACUACAAGGACCAAGCUGCUUCCUGGAAGCUCAACUUCAAUGCAGCAGAUUGCCUAGACUACAAAGACCAGAAUUCCUGGAAGUUCCAGGUCUUGUAG
Messenger RNA from Chanos chanos (milkfish), 921 nucleotides. RefSeq names its product orthodenticle homolog 5 (gene otx5). The transcript is spliced from 3 exons. NCBI's taxonomy places the organism in Eukaryota, Metazoa, Chordata, Actinopteri, Gonorynchiformes, Chanidae. Bases 1 to 921 code for a protein of 306 amino acids. The record is from RefSeq and is a predicted model, not a curated record. Gene Ontology annotation, cellular component: nucleus. Gene Ontology annotation, biological process: regulation of transcription by RNA polymerase II; multicellular organism development. Gene Ontology annotation, molecular function: RNA polymerase II cis-regulatory region sequence-specific DNA binding; DNA-binding transcription factor activity, RNA polymerase II-specific.